Molecule: messenger RNA, 983 nt
Organism: Contarinia nasturtii (swede midge)
Lineage: Eukaryota; Metazoa; Arthropoda; Insecta; Diptera; Cecidomyiidae
Product: stress-associated endoplasmic reticulum protein 2
Exons: 3
Coding region: 229-423 (64 amino acids)
Biological process (GO): endoplasmic reticulum unfolded protein response
Cellular component (GO): endoplasmic reticulum
Source: RefSeq, a predicted model, not a curated record
CGUCUACGUGUGCACUGUAUUCUAUGCGGUUGGUUCGGUGUUUCAUUAAAAUAAUAUUGUCUCGACGGCCAAAGUGUCAUUUGAUCGGCAUCAGUCGUAAACGGAACGCGUUGUGUUUUGUUCAGAAACAGUCUAAGCAUUCACGGCACUUGAGUUUUGGAGUGAAUCUCGGAAUCACAUAUUUUUUGGCAUUUAUUGAAACUGCAAUAGAAGACAAAAACUAAGAAAAUGGCACCAAAACAACGUAUGCGAGUAGCCAAUGAAAAGGCCAGCAAAAACAUCACCUUAAGAGGAAAUGUACCAAAAUCAACGAAAAAUAAGGAAGAUCAAUAUCCAGUUGGACCUUGGCUAUUGGCAUUGUUUUUAUUCGUUGUUUGCGGAUCAGCUAUAUUCCAAAUCAUCCAAUCCAUUCGCAUCGCGUAAUUGCAAUCUAACCGAAUCCCUAUUCUAUAUAAUAUAAUCACUGUAAAGAUAUUAAUAAAUGUAAAAAAAAUACACACAUACAUGUGAGACGAAAAAAAAAAUGUUGCAUCCAGAUUUACAAUUUUAUAUAAAUGAAUAAUUAUAUUAUAUCAAAGAGGGCGAAAUGCAAGCACACAACACAUAAACACAUUUGUAAUGCCUUUUUUGAGGGAUUCAUUGUAUGUAUUAUCAUUGUAUAAUUCCUUGUCAUUACAAAUUUACAUUUUUUUAUGCCAACAAUAGACGGAAAAUAUAUGCACAAAGGCACAAAGUUCACAGAACUUUGUUUAUGUAAAAACAAAUCAUUAGAUACAUUUAUCAAAAAGCAUUUACAAAAACAAAAUUAUAUUCUAUUUUUUCUCAUUUCAACUCGGUUAGUUAAAUUGUGUGUUUGCUAUUUAAAAACAAUGUGCAUUGCAAUUAUGCAGGAUAAUAUACAUUCGACUAUACUUUAAUCCUGGAUAAAGAUAUUCCAAGUAAAAAUUGAUUAAAUUAAAUGAAGAAAAAUAAACGGAAAAAAA